This is a messenger RNA of Chrysemys picta bellii (western painted turtle), 957 nucleotides long. RefSeq names its product olfactory receptor 14A16-like. Gene Ontology annotation, molecular function: olfactory receptor activity; odorant binding; G protein-coupled receptor activity. Lineage: Eukaryota; Metazoa; Chordata; Testudines; Emydidae. Gene Ontology annotation, cellular component: membrane. Gene Ontology annotation, biological process: G protein-coupled receptor signaling pathway. The record is from RefSeq and is a predicted model, not a curated record.
AUGAGCAACCAAACUUCAACAUUCGAUUUUCUGCUCUUGGGAUUCUCUGGUGUUCGGGAGCUGCAGCUGUUACACUUUCUACUGUUUCUAGUUCUUUAUCUGGUAGCCUUGAUGGGGAAUCUUCUCAUCAUCACAGUCAUAGCCCUUGACCAUCAUCUUCACACCCCCAUGUACUUCUUCCUGCUCAACUUAUCCUUCAUAGACCUCUGCUACAUCUCUGUCCCCAUUCCUAAAUCCAUGGUCAAUUCACUAACCAACUCCAGGUCAAUUUCUUAUUCUGGGUGCGUCACCCAAGUCUUUCUCUUUCCCUUGUUCGCGGUAGCUGAGCUCAGCUUCCUCACUGUCAUGGCAUACGAUCGAUAUGUCGCCAUCUGCCAACCUCUUCAUUAUGAAGCUAUAAUGAACAGAAGAGCUUGUGUCCGAAUGGCAGCCAGUGCAUGGCUCUGUAGUAUUCUCAACUCUGCAUUACACACUGGGACCACAUUUGCAUUAACCUUCUGUGGAGGGAACAUGGUGGAUCAGUUCUUCUGUGAAAUCCCUCAACUACUCAAGCUCACCUGCUCUGACACAUACCGCAGAGAAUCUGGGGCAAUUGUAUUUAGUGCUUGUUUAUCUUUAAGCUGCUUUGUUUUUAUAAUUGUGUCGUAUGUUCAGAUCUUCACCACGGUGCUGAGAAUCCCCUCUGAACAGGGCCGGCAUAAAGCCUUCUCCACCUGCCUUCCUCACCUCUUUGUGGUUUCCUUGUUCCUCUGGACUCUUACUGUUGCCUACCUGAAGCCCACCUCAAGCUCAACAUCAAGGUGGGAUCUCAUGGUGGCAGUUCUCUAUUCUGUGGUGCCUCCAAUGAUGAAUCCCAUCAUCUACAACAUGAGGACCGAGGAUAUCCAAGCUGCCCUGAGGAGACUGAUAGCAGGGAGAUUAUUCACCAUGAAUAUAAAGUCCAUAGUUCUCCCUUGA